UUACGACAAAAUUAGAGUUUUUCAGUAAAUCCACGACAUAUAACUUACCACAAAACACACAUACAUGGUCUAAAACAUGUUUGCAUCCAUUCAUAAAAAUGAAUUCAGGAGUGGUUGAGUUUACGACAUUACCCUAAAUUGUUUCUAUCGAACACUACUACUAAUACUAGACGAAUCCAUCCAAAUUGACCAUAUAUCUAAUAUUUUUGAAUAAUAAAUAAUUUGACAAUUGGUGUAAUUAAGAAACCACAUCCCCAUCCUCAUUCUCAGCCAUAAAUAACUCUUUCACCAUCUCUCCGUCAUUUAAACCCCAGCGUCUUUCUUCCUCAAGAACUUAUAAGUUAUAACUAACAAUGGUGGCAAAGAGAUCUCCAAAGCUAACACAAACCGCAAUGCUGAAGCAAAUCCUCAAGAGAUGUUCGAGCUUGGCCAAGAAUCAAUGCUACGACGAGGAUGGUCUGCCUGUAGACGUACCAAAGGGUCAUUUCGUGGUCUACGUAGGGGAAAAGCGGAGCCGUUACAUUGUACCCAUAUCCUUCUUGACUCAUCCUAAGUUCAAGAGCUUGCUUCAACAGGCAGAGGAAGAGUUCGGAUUCAAGCACGACAUGGGACUCACUAUUCCUUGUGAGGAAGUUGUGUUCCGCUCUCUAACAUCCAUGAUCAGAUGAGAAAAAGAGCGUGCCGCUAUAUAUAUAUAUAUAUAUAUUAAUGUUUUUCGCUACCUUUGGGCUUUGGAUGAAUAAUGUAUUCAAAGGGUUUUUUUCCAAACUAGAAUGACCCUUUUUACGUGGAUUUUAUGUAAAACCUGGGUUUUAGUUUGUUAAUUCUUAAAGUCUAGCCCCUAAAGUUUGUCUUAUCGUUCAAUAGGUUUUAAUUAGUUUUUUUUUGCAAGCUAUAAUAAUUUAAGUGAUGGCUUGCCUAAUAAGAACUAAUCCAUAUUAUUUUAUGGUUUAUAAUCUGUUCAAUGUAAUAAAAUUAUCGAUCAAUUCUCUUUCUACC
Molecule: messenger RNA, 999 nt
Organism: Brassica napus (rape)
Lineage: Eukaryota; Viridiplantae; Streptophyta; Magnoliopsida; Brassicales; Brassicaceae
Product: auxin-responsive protein SAUR50-like
Exons: 1
Coding region: 354-668 (104 amino acids)
Biological process (GO): response to auxin
Source: RefSeq, a predicted model, not a curated record